CACUGGGAAGACUUGCGACUUCGGUGUCCAGCAGCCUGUAACGCGACCGCCCAUUGGCUCAGCUUAGUACGGCUUGGCCGUGGAGCUUCCAAAGGCCUUAAGGAUUGGCUGGAGCUCCAAGAGCCGUGGCCAGUUGGCGGCUGUAAAGAGAAAUAGGAAUAGGAAAGCAGAAUCCAGUACUUAAAAACAAAGUCUCCUUUGACUCAGUUUUCCCUAAUGGCCCCCGCCCCCACCCCUACCCCUGAGCUCAGUCGCUCAAAAAUUGAAUUUGGGGCAGGAGGGGCGCGCUGGAGCGCGGCUGUCCUCGGAGCCUGCGGCCGCGGCGAGCGUUCCAAGCUUCGCAGACGCUCGGAGAUCAUGGAGGAUGCGACUAGGGCCUUGGGGAAAGGAAGCCUGCCCCCGGGGCCGGUCCCAGAGGGCCUGAUCCGCGUCUACAGCAUGAGGUUCUGCCCCUACGCGCACAGGACGCGCCUUGUCCUCCGGGCCAAAGGCAUCAGGCAUGAAGUUAUCAACAUUAACCUGAGAAACAAGCCUGAGUGGUACUAUACAAAACACCCUUUUGGCCAAAUUCCUGUCCUGGAGAACAGUAAAUGUCAGUUGAUCUACGAAUCUGUCAUCGCUUGUGAAUACCUGGAUGAUGCUUAUCCUGGGAGAAAGCUGUAUCCAUAUGACCCUUAUGAGCGGGCUCGCCAAAAGAUGUUAUUGGAGUUAUUCUAUAAGGUCCCACAUUUGACCAAGGAGUGUCUGGUAGCAUUGAGAUGCGGGAGAGAAUGCGCUGAUCUGAAGCUUGCCCUGCGUCAGGAAUUCUGCAACCUUGAAGAGAUAAUAUAUCCAGAAGUGGAGUUGCAGGUUCAUAUGGGUAGUUCUAUUUUUAAUUUUUUGACAAAUCUCCAUAAUGUUUUCCAUUGUGGCUAUACCAGUUUAUAUUCCUGGUAUAAAUAUAUUUAUGUCUGAGUUCUCUAUUCUGUUCCACUGAUCUAUGUGUCUGAUUUUGUGCCACUACCAUACUGUGUUUUUUUAAUUCCAUUUAUUUUUAUCUUCUCUAAUUAAUUUUGAAACUGUAGUUUCAGUGUAAAAAAUCUUGCAUUUUUAUUGUAUCUAGUCCUAGAUAUUUUAUUUUUUGAUGUUAUUUUAUAUGGGAGUGAUUUCUUAAUUUUUUUUUUUCAGAUUUUCCAUUGAUAGGGUAUGGACAUGCAACUAAUUUUCACAUAUUGACUUUGUAUCCUGCUCUAAUAUUUAUUGUAUAUUCUUUAGGUGUUUUUUUUUUCAAUAUAUAAAAUCAUGUCAUUUCCAGAAAAAAAAAGAAAAGAAAAGAAAAUCUGGCAAGGAAGGGAGAAAGGCAUGUGAUGAAUUUCUUCCUUUCCCUGAGGUACCGCAUUCCUUAAGAAGCUAUGCAUGGCUUCUGUACUUUCUGCCAAUGAAGCUAAGAUUUAUAUUCAUUAGGGAUUUUAUUUGGCUGUUGGUAAAAGGGACCUACCUACUGUAAACUUAUUUUAUAAAGCUUUAUUCUUUUAUGCAAAAGAGACAGAGGUAGUGCAGUUCAGGGUUAUUUUGAUGGCUUUUUUAUAGUUACUAGGGACUGAGGAUCUUUCUUUCCAUCUGUUCUGUCAUCUUUAGUACAAGUCUUCCAUCCUUAAAAUCACAAAACAGCUGCUGGAACUGCAGCCAUCACAUCCAAGCUCCAGGUUGCAGAAAGGAAAACAGAGAGAAAAAAUGGCAAAGGCCAGGCCCCUUUAUUCAAAGCCUUUCCCAGGGGGCACCGGGUGACUCGGUUGAGUGUCUGCCUUCAGCUAGGGUCAUGAUCCCAGGGUGCUGGGAUGGAGCCCCACGUUAGGCUCCCUUCUCAGCAGGAAGUCUGCUUCUCCCUCUGCCCCUCCCCCUGCUCGUGCUCUCUCUCUUUUUCUCUCUCAAAUGUUAGAAUUGUACAGUUGCAGUAUUUAUAGAUGAUGAAUAAUCAUCUAUAAGAAAUGACUCUCAGAAAGAAGAAAAAGAAGCUCUGAUUUAUACCAUUUUCUGAUUAUAGAUGAUGGAUAAUCAUCUAUAAGAAAUGACUCUAAGAAAGAAGAAAAAGAAUCUCUGAUUUAUACCAUUUUCUGAUUUCAGUGAUGUAAAUACUCCCACCAAAGGCUGAUUUUGACCUACCAAUGCUGUGUCUCUAAGCUCAGGGCUGAGAAGAGAUGUGAUUGGUGAUUGGUCAGCUCUGGCACAUCACUGAAUGACACAUUUCCACUUUAUCUUCAGUAGCUGAGUCCUAGAAAUAACCUGUUAACUAGCCCAGGUUUAGGUAGCUUUCACUGAUGGUUUUUAAGGACCUCUGAGUGAGUGAGUAUUCAGCAUUGUUCUAGCAGAUUUGAAUGUGGUUUUGUCCCAUCAUUAGCAUGAAUUAUAAAUAAAAUAUAAGUAAUAUCAGAAUCUGAAACAUGCCCAUUUAGCUUGAAUUAUUUGAUCCAAUCAUCUAAAUACCAGUAUAUUGACUCUAGGAGAUUCUAGUGAGAUAGAAACUUGUCAGAAUAAUUUUGAUAGAGAAUGUUCCCUGACUUGUGCAACUCUUUUGCAUGGUUUUGUAUAAUCAGGAUUCUGUGAGAGCUGAAAGUGUAUUAAAUAUAUGUGGUCUUUCGGAGGGAUAAGCAAGUUGAGAUACAUAAUCUUCUGCCAUGUUAUUCUCAAGCAAAAGGCUCAUUUUACCUUUUACAGCCUUAAACCCUGACAGUUUCUUCUUUUGAAGUAAAUGCCCUGACUUUAAAAUUUUUUCUUAAAAAAUAACUUCAUCCAAAUUAAAGGUUAACUGUGCUUGUUCUAUAACCACAUUUUUCUGUAAUAGGUUCACAAUUCUUUGAGGUGCACGACUGCUGUUUUCAUGAUCAAACCAGCAGCUUCCCUGCUUCCUUUCCUGUUCUGAACAUUUUCGUGAGUUUUAAAAUGACGGGGAGGCCAUUCUGUAACCACGCUUUCUGUUUUCAAACCAACUUUCGAGACUUUACUGAAUCAACCUCAGUGGUACUCAUCUUUUUAGCUUUAUUCUUUUUAUAACGUGUGUGAUUGAUUUCACCAUACCAGAAUAGCACUUUGAGCCCACCUUCGUUUUUAUCUUUGUGGAUUUGAAUGUGCCAGACUUUUCAGCAAUGCUGCUUCUGUUCCUUCUCCUCCUCCUCCUCCUCCUCCUCCUCCUCCUUCUUUUUGCCCGUGCCCUCAUUCUAAAUGUUUUCAUCGUGGAAGCAGUCAGCUCAAGUACAAGGGCAGUGAAAGACAGGAUUCGGCCAGAUUUCUCUGAUGCUUCAGAAUUGUGCUCUAAGUCAGUGUUUCUGUGCAUAAUAAUUCUGUAUUCUGGCUAUUGCUUGAGCUCCUGCUAGUCAUCAGCAGAACUCAAUAAAAGGGAAUGAGAAGGGCAGUAACGUAGAUAACUCCGGAGAAACGCUGAGGGAGGGACAACCUGCCUAGUAACUUGAGGCCUUCAGCUUCUGGGGGCCACAGGACACUUGAUGUUUUUAAUUCUCGGCAUUCCCCAACCUGCCUUGUGGUAUCUCCACGCAGUUUCCCACCUCGCCCAAUUUGAUUACGUGCCUUGUGUGUGCCACUGUUUGCAUGAGGGCAAAUUUGUAUAAGCUGUAUUUACAACACCCAGGAGCAUCUCUAGUUAAAUAUUUUCUUGAUUCAGAAUUUCUCCCAUAGCCUUAAUUUUUAAUCUGUCCUUUCUCCUCUCCAGAAAGAAUACAUUUGUGCCCAGUUAGACCACAGUGUCUUGGUUAAGUUUUGCUAUUUCUCUUUUUUAAUUUUUAUUAACUUCAAUAAUGAAAUUAUUUAUAUGUUGCUUGGUUGCUUCUUGUUUGAUGUUACUAGGACAGGAAGGAAAGAAAGUCUAUAUCUGGCUAACUGUUCACUGAAAAUAACUUUCUAUAGCCUUUUGUGUAUGGCAAAUGAUUUAUAAGCAAAAUUUAUCUUGGUAUCAACUAACUUACCAUGUCUACAAACUAAAUUCAUUGCUACUAGCUAUUUUUUAUAACAGCUUUAUUGACAUAAUUCACAUACCACAAAUUCACCCUUUUCACGUGUACAGUUCAGUGGUUUUUAGUAUAUUUACAUAGUUGUGCAACCAUCACCACUAGUUAAUUCUAGAACAUUUCAUCAUCUUAAAAAGAAAUCCCUUAGUCAUUAGCACUGGCUUCCCAUUUCUUCAAAACCUUCCCAGCCAUAGGCAACCACUAAUUUACUUUUCGUCUUUAUGAAUUUACCUGUUCUAGCCAUUUCAUGUAAAUGGAAACAUAAAAUGUUAGCCUUUCAUCACCUUCUUUUACUUAACAUAAUGUUUUCAAGGUUCAUCUUUUAUUCCUUAUACUGAAAAGUAUUGCAUUGCAUGGAUAUACCAUAUUUUGUUUAUCCAUCAGUUGAUGGACACUUGGGUUGUUUCCACUUUUUAGCUACUACAGGUAAUGCUGCUGUGAGCAUUUAUGAGCAAGUUUUUGUAUUGGACCUAUGUUGUCAAUUCUCUGGGGUUUGCUAGCUGAUCUAGCCUGUCUACUAAUAUACCAUUUUUAGUUGUAACCACCAUCCUUCCACACCAGGGAACUGAUUAUCCUCUACUGACAGAGGCUGACUGGGUGGUUUUAGUGCUCUUGCUGCUUCAGUAACUUCACCCAUUGUCCACUUCUGACAGCUGUUUUCUAGGUAAACUAAUAUUUGCUGUAUUUCUGUUAAUAGCCUCCCACUAUGCCAUCUAGCACCAUGUAAAUAAUAGAAUAAUGAUUAUUCCUAUUAUCUAGAGAUUAAUUUUACUCUUCUCCAAUUGUAAAGAAAUACUUGUUCUUUAGAGAGAAUUUGGAAAAUACAGAAAAAUAUAGAAAUUCAGACAAAAAAAUCCAUAAUCCCACUACCCAGAAACUACUGGUUGGACUUUUUGUUUUGGACAUUUGGACAUUUUGGACUGUUUGUUUCCUGUCCUUUUCUGCUAUGUAUAUUUUUAUGUAGUUAAAAUUGUACUGUAUAUGGAACUAGGUUUCCAUUAUGAUGUAAAGAUCUUCCCAUGUUUUUAUAAACUCUGUAAAUACUUGUUUAUAUGUAUUGAGCAUUUAUUAGAGAAGCAUUAUUUAUGAGGGUGAAAAAUUAUAAACCUUAACAUACAUCAGACGGGGAAUGGUUAGAUAAAUUAUGUUCAUCUUGUGGAAUUCUGUACAGCAGCUUAAAAUGGAUGAGGUAGAUCCAUGUGUACUGACAUGGAAAGAUUGCCUAGAAAUAUUUAAGUGACUUACACAGUAAUGCAGAUGGCAUGAUCCCAUUUUUGUAGAAGAAAACAAAUGUACAUAUGUGUACAUAUACAUGUAAAUAAAUGUCCAGAAGAAUGCCUAGAGAGAUACACCUGGCACUCCUAAGAGAGGCUGCUACUGGGAAAGGGAUGAGUACGGGGAUAGGAAAGAAAAGUGGGUAAAAGCAGGGAUGGGGAAGGGCAGGUCUUUGCCAUUUAAACUGCUUUCUAUCAUUUGAUUUUUUUUCAAAUAAUGAGAAUGUGUUUCUGUAUUAUGUGUGUAAUCAUUAAAAAUAGAAAAAAAAUCACUUUCAUUCUACAUAAUUUGCCAUGUGUAUAAACCGGAGUUAUUUUAUCCAGCACCCCCAUCAGGAAUAUUUAGAUUGUUUCUAGUCAUUUACCAUUGUGAAUGGUGCUGCAAGAAACGGCAGCUUUUUUUUUUUUUUUUUGCAUAAAAAACAUUUUCUCUAUUUGAGAAUGUCCUUGGGUCAGAUUUCCAGGAAUGGAAUCACCAGAUCAAAGGGUAUGAACAUUAAGAGGCUUGAGCUGUGUGCCUGCUAAAUUGCUUCCCCAAAGCCUUGUGCUGUUUGCCCCUGACCAGGAGUAUAUAAAAAUUCUCUUUGCACGGCCACUUUUCACUGUGGGGAGAUUUCAUUAAAGAAGAUAUUUGCCUGCUUUGGAGAGAAGCAGUAGUUUUUCACUGUUGACUUAAUUUGUAUUUCUUUGAUUGCUAGUGAAGUAGAAGAUUUUCCCCCCAAGUAUGCCACCUCUUUGUGUUUUGUUUCUGAAAAUGGUCUGUUACCCAUCUAUCAAGAGCUUCCUGAUUUUCCUUGUUGAUUUGUAAAAGUUCCUCUUAAUGAGGUCCUUAUAUAUAAAGGAUAUUUGCCUGUUUUUCAAAAAUACUUGUUUUUUAUGUUUCUUUUGUUUUUAACUUUUAGUCUGGCUUAUCUUAUUUAUACUUAAUAGAAAUACAACAUUUAGCAAUAUCGUGCUAUAUAGGUCUUUCCUGUUGUGAU
Molecule: messenger RNA, 6252 nt
Organism: Mirounga angustirostris (Northern elephant seal)
Lineage: Eukaryota; Metazoa; Chordata; Mammalia; Carnivora; Phocidae
Gene: GSTO2
Product: glutathione S-transferase omega 2
Exons: 7
Coding region: 217-954 (245 amino acids)
Biological process (GO): glutathione metabolic process; L-ascorbic acid metabolic process
Cellular component (GO): cytoplasm
Molecular function (GO): glutathione transferase activity; glutathione dehydrogenase (ascorbate) activity
Source: RefSeq, a predicted model, not a curated record